Messenger RNA from Coregonus clupeaformis (lake whitefish), 776 nucleotides. Its product is annotated as cystatin. NCBI's taxonomy places the organism in Eukaryota, Metazoa, Chordata, Actinopteri, Salmoniformes, Salmonidae. The transcript has 3 exons. The coding region runs from base 87 to 482 and encodes 131 amino acids. The record is from RefSeq and is a predicted model, not a curated record. Gene Ontology annotation, molecular function: cysteine-type endopeptidase inhibitor activity.
AUAUAAAAGUCGUCUGAGGAGAGGAUUUGUUGUUGUGCUCUUGAUACGAUCGGAGUUGCAAUAAAGACAGCUUUCAAACGGGGAAAAUGCUCACGAUUUGGAAGAUCGUUGUUCCUUUACUCGCGAUGGCAUUCACGGUGGCGAGCGUCAGUGGGAUGCCGGGGGGCGUUAUGGACGCAAAUAUGAAUGACCAAGCUACCAGAGACGCACUGCAGUUCGCCGUGGUCGAAUACAACAAGGGAACAAACGACCUGUAUGUUAGGCAGGUUGCGAAGGUUAUCAAGGCUCAGCAACAGGUGGUAGCCGGGAUGAAGUACAUCUUCACAGUGCAGAUGGCCAGGACCCCGUGCAGGAAGGGAGGCGUGGUGAAGGACUGUGCGGUGCAUAAGGACCCGACUGCGGCCUACCAGUGCACCUUUGAGGUGUGGAGCCGCCCCUGGCUGAACGCUAUCCAGUUGACCAAGAAUGAGUGCAAGCCGUGAAGACCCAAUGGAGAGAAGACUUCAAUUACAUUUUAGUCAUUUAGCAGACGCUCUUAUCAAUGUCUAGUCUUCCCAAUAACUAGUAUGUAUUACUAGUAGUGUUAGUCUUACCAAUGCAGUUCAACCUCCUCUGACUACAUCAUAGACAAGAAUCCAAUGAAUAAUUUUAGAACUUACUGCAUUCCCACACUAAUAUAGCACUUAAUAAGAACUGCUGUCUUAAAUUGAGUAUUUAACUGACGGUUUGUAAACGCUAUGCAACAGUUUAACUAAAUAAAGACAUGGUUUGCAACA